Molecule: messenger RNA, 3297 nt
Organism: Salmo salar (Atlantic salmon)
Lineage: Eukaryota; Metazoa; Chordata; Actinopteri; Salmoniformes; Salmonidae
Source: RefSeq, a predicted model, not a curated record
UUGGGUGUUCCGGUGACCGGGCAGUAGUAGUGAGUGAGGAGCGCCCUUCUCAAAUCGACCAGGGAGAUGAGGACCCAGAAUCUCUGGGUCUUUCUGGGCUCGGCGCCAGUUAAACUGCAGUACCGCCAGUCCCCUCUAUGUACACGGGAUGGCGUGCUUUCCAACCGGAACCCUGGCCCCUUGGGUUUUCACUCAUGCUACACAGAAAUGGCGGAGAAUACUGUGACGGUCACUGUCGCUUACGGUUCUACGAAGCACAGCAUCACGGUAACGGGGCUGGACGGGAACGAACCGAUACUGAAGGACCUUUCUGAUGCUCUCGUUCAGGUCACCGGGGUCCCGAUGCCUGCACAGAAACUCAUCUUUAAAGGGAAGUCACUGAAGGAGAUGGAGGAGAGUCUGUCUAGCUUUGGAAUCAAACAGGGAUGUAAACUCAUGAUGAUUGGGAAGAGGAACAGCCCAGAGGAGGAGUCCGAGCUGAAGAAGUUGAAGGACAUUGAGAAGUCAGUAGAACAGACGGCUAAGAAACUGGAGAAGGUGGACGGAGAGCUGACAGGGCUAAAGAAUGGGUUCCUAGCUAAGGACCUGCAGGCUGAGGCGCUGGGGAGACUGGACCAAAGAGUGAAGGUGGCUUCUGAACAGUUCAUGAAGAUUCUAGAGCAGGUGGACUCUAUGACUUUACCAGAGAACUUUGGUGACUGUCGGAUGAAGAAAAAAGGCCUAGUAAAAACAGUUCAGGGAUUCCUGGCUCAGUGUGACAAGAUAGAAGCAGGGAUUUUAGACCACUUGGCUAAGAUCCAGUCUAAGAACCUGGCCCUGGCAGAUUCUUAGAUCUACCAGUUCACAGAGAUCCACUGGGUCACCGUCUGGGAUCUGCCAUCAUGUCCAUCCCUCUGCUGAUCCACAUCUCUCCAUCUGCCCUGGUCUCCACUGGGUCACCAUCUGGGAUCUGCCAUCAUGUCCAUCCCUCUGCUGUUCCACAUCUCUCCAUCUGCCCUGGUCUCCACUGGGUCACCGUCUGGGAUCUGGGGAAAUCCAUUUGAUUUCAGUGACCUUUUGACAGCAUCCCUUUCGAUUUGAACAAAACCUUCCAUACGUAGUCGCUCAUUGUAGAAGUGGUGUGAAAAUGACUUUCGGGACCUUAAUGUCAAAACAUCGAAGACAUAAAGGUGUUCAACGUUGACCUAUUGGAAUGUGUGACACCCAUUCUGUAUUCAAGAGCAUGUUGUGUCUCAACCGAUGACGGGCACAACACAACCACCUCAGAUGGUGUGAAAUAGGUUCUAAGCUACAACAUGCAGAUAUGAAAAACAGUUUACACGUUGUUAGAUAAUUUAUGUUAAAGCUUAAAUAAUGUCCACAUUUUUAUUAAAACAUAUUUUUUUCAAUAAAUUAUUAAAUCGUAUGACAACCCUGUUUGUAAGCUUUUAAAUGAUAUCAAUCUCAACCAUAAAUCUUUUCCAUUGAAAUGGAUGUCUCGUGGUAUGGUGGGAUAUGCAAAAUGGGUAAACUUUGAGGACCUUUGAGGACUCUUCUUCCAUGGACAAACAUGGAUGGAAAGUUGUGUUUAAAUCAAAAGGGAUGCUGUCAAAAAGUGAUUGAAUUCAAGUAGAUUUCUUAAUCUACUAAAUCUCUCAACAUAUCCCUUCCCUCUCUCUCUCUCUCUGCUGUGACUCUGCCCUGGUCCUAUGUUGCUCUUUGAGCAACACUUCUGUCUUCAGUCAUCAUCUCUCUCCAGGCCUGGAGCAGCUCUAGGACACCUCUAGUGGAGUCAUCUCUCUCCAGGCCUGGAGCCGCUCUAGGACACCUCUAGUGGAGUCAUCAUCUCUCUCCAGGCCUGGAGCAGCUCUAGGACACCUCUAGUGGAGUCAUCUCUCUCCAGGCCUGGAGCCGCUCUAGGACACCUCUAGUGGAGUCAUCAUCUCUCUCCAGGCCUGGAGCAGCUCUAGGACACCUCUAGUGGAGUCAUCAUCUCUCUCCAGGCCUGGAGCAGCUCUAGGACACCUCUAGUGGAGUCAUCUCUCUCCAGGCCUGGAGCAGCUCUAGGACACCUCUAGUGGAGUCAUCAUCUCUCUCCAGGCCUGGAGCAGCUCUAGGACACCUCUAGUGGAGUCAUCAUCCUCUCUCCAGGCCUGGAGCAGCUCUAGGACACCUCUAGUGGAGUCAUCAUCCUCUCUCCAGGCCUGGAGCAGCUCUAGGACACCUCUAGUGGAGUCAUCAUCUCUCUCCAGGCCUGGAGCAGCUCUAGGACACCUCUAGUGGAGUCAUCAUCUCUCUCCAGGCCUGGAGCAGCUCUAGGACACCUCUAGUGGAGUCAUCAUCUCUCUCCAGGCCUGGAGCAGCUCUAGGACACCUCUAGUGGAGUCAUCAUCUCUCUCCAGGCCUGGAGCAGCUCUAGGACACCUCUAGUGGAGUCAUCAUCUCUCUCCAGGCCUGGAGCAGCUCUCGGACACCUCUAGUGGAGUCAUCAUCUCUCUCCAGGCCUGGAGCCGCUCUAGGACACCUCUAGUGGAGUCAUCAUCUCUCUCCAGGCCUGGUGCAGCUCUAGGACACCUAGUGGAAGCCUAUUCCAACGUAGUGCUCUAGUUUUGGACAGAGACCUAUGUGGUAGCCCUGUCAGGCCAAAGCUAGGACUCUAAAUAAGGAAAAGUGACAUUUAUGAGCUGUUCUAAUGUAUUUAUUUAGCAUGGCAACAUGCAGCAGAGUACCUUUAUAGUGACUGAGCCCUCCGUGUGUGUGCUGGGGUAGAGAAGACAACACUGACUGUUGCAGCCUCUUAACAAUGUCCCCUGCCUUUGGUGCUGUGUAUGUAGGAUAUUUUAACAAACAAAGUAAAAUAACCAAAAUGAAAUAAUCCUUCAGACUUUGAAAAUGUGUGGUGUUUGCUGAUAUGUGUUGUAAUUACGAAGAGACGGCUGAUAUUGAGCUGGUGACUGAUUCUGUACUGCUUUCUAGUGACAGGAUGUGAUGUCACUAAGGGUCAGUCUGACCAGUGACAGGAUGUGAUGUCACUAAUGGACAGUCUGACCAGUGACAGGAUGUGAUGUCACUAAUGGACAGUCUGACCAGUGACAGGAUGUGAUGUCACUAAUGGACAGUCUGACCAGUGACAGGAUGUGAUGUCACUAAUGGACAGUCUGACCAGUGACAGGAUGUGAUGUCACUAAUGGACAGUCUGACCAGUGACAGGAUGUGAUGUCACUAAUGGACAGUCUGACCAGUGACAGGAUGUGAUGCUGGCUGCCUAGUGGAACCAUGUUAUAGUGUGUCGUUUUAGAUAAAAAGCUGUUGUGAUUG